AUGGAGUACGAAGAUCCUAUUAUCUCGCACUUCAAGGGCCAGAAAGAGGUCAGCGCAGAAACGCUGGCCCAGCUCAUUGAUGAGCAGAAGCACGAGCAGGCCGCGCACAAGACGCGCGCCUCGCCGAAAAAGGUACACCUGCAAAGCGCGAACCUUCGAAAGUGCGAGAAGGCGCUCUCCAUCUUUACCGACGUGAUAAAACUCAAAUUCCUCAUCCAGAAGUCGUGGGACCUGCAGGCGUUGGGCAAGAGCGUUCUGGUGCGCUUCGACAUUCAGACCGGUGCGCUAAGCAGCCAGGAGGCCAAGCUGGACCACGCGGAGACCUUCUACCGCGAAUUGGCGCUAAAGACGAUCACUCGGUGCGGCAAGCUGUCCAAAGCCACGGAGCAGCUCUCACUCGACCUAGAAGACAUAGGCGAGCAUAUCCGCUCCAAAUCAGACGAGAACCCUGCCGCCUGCGUCGAGAACUCUGCGUGUCUGCUCCUAGAGAUGUGGUUUCUCUGUGGCAGGGUCAUGCGUGGACUGAAACGGAACGUGGCCGCGCUAUUCAUCAAGUCCAAGCUGCUUCUCAUAGAUUGCGAGCUGGAGCUCAUGAACUCGACAGCGCAGGGCGGUUACGGUAACCUACAAGAAACUAUAGUAUCUUACAGAUCUUUCAUCAAGGUGCUCUUACAACAGCUCCAGGACGCGGAGUCAGGCAACGAUCAGACGCUCUUCGAAGAGUGUCUCCAGGUCUUCCUCGACGUUGAAUCUAUGUACGGCGCCAUGAACCUCAACUGGCUGCUGCUGGAAACAGAUCAGCAAGAAUCAGACAUGCCAUCAACGACGGAAAGCAGGUCGGCUAUUUUCGAAGAGGCCGCAGAGCUACGAGAUAUUGCACAGUUUGUUGACAAUGCCGUUAACGAGGAAAAGGAAAGCGGCAGUGACGAAUUCAGCAGCUUUACUACCGAAAAACUGGAACCAACACACGACAGACGGAUGUCGGAGACCUCCAGCUCCUCUAGAAUAUCCUUGAUGAUGGAACGAACGUCGUUGACAAAGGAACUGCCUCAUCUACUACAGGCGUUCAACAAUGCCAAGAGGUUGGAACAAGAGCUAGAGAACGUGCGAGCGGCGAAAACCGAGGAGCUCGAAACAUCCAUGUUCGGUUCCCCCCCUCCCUCACUUUCUUCCUCCAUGUUUUCUCCCUCCUCCAGCCUAUUUCUAGCUUCGUCGCCGAGAUAUGGGAAUGAUAUGACUGCCACAACGUACUCAACCAGUAGCAGCAUGGCCUUCGAUGAUGAAGAAAAAAGUACUGAGAAUGCACCAGAGAAGUGCACACCUAUCGCACACCCGCGUCUAGUAUCGUCAGAGCUGAGCUCGCAUCUGAUAGGAAGUGAUUUUUUGAGGCUUUCCAGCCUGCAACAGCAACCUUCCUCCCUUCGCCAACCGAGGAGUGUCCAGGGCUUUGGCAGCAGUGUACUCAAUAAUCUAUAUGGGCUGGGGAACAGGAAGUAG
Messenger RNA from Lachancea thermotolerans CBS 6340, 1497 nucleotides. It is a transcript of the gene MDM36, whose product is annotated as Mdm36p. The coding region runs from base 1 to 1497 and encodes 498 amino acids. The transcript has a single exon. NCBI's taxonomy places the organism in Eukaryota, Fungi, Ascomycota, Saccharomycetes, Saccharomycetales, Saccharomycetaceae. The record is from RefSeq and is a predicted model, not a curated record.